UCGACAUAUCGAUUAAGGUCCGCCACCAACUGAAUUUUAGCGUCAGCUGUUGUUUUUUUCUGACAAACAACCAUUUAAAACGUAUUUUUGUCAAAUAUACUUCUUUUGACGCCACAGUUACUGCAUAAACAAAAUGCCCAAAGUACGCCGUAGUCGCAAGCCACCGCCAGAUGGGUGGGAACUCAUAGAACCCACUCUAGAGGAGCUGGAGCAAAAAAUGCGCGAAGCUGAAACCGAACCGCAUGAGGGAAAACGAAUUACAGAAUCUCUCUGGCCCAUAUUCAAGAUACACCACCAGAAGACUCGCUACAUAUACGAUCUGUUCUACCGGCGAAAGGCCAUUAGCCGGGAACUGUACGACUACUGCCUGAAAGAGAAAAUAGCUGAUGGAAAUUUGAUUGCCAAGUGGAAGAAAUCGGGCUAUGAGAAUCUGUGCUGUCUGCGCUGCAUCCAAACCAGGGACACCAACUUCGGAACCAACUGCAUCUGCCGAGUUCCCAAAUCCAAGUUAGAAGAAGGCCGCAUUGUCGAGUGUGUCCAUUGCGGCUGCCGUGGAUGUUCCGGCUAAGUGCUAAAUCAUCCAGAUCAUGUUAACCCCAAUCGAGAGAAUUCGUAGCAUUUAGGAAAUACCACAAAACAUGUAGCACCAUAGUUUCCAUUGUAGAAGCCAAUUUUUUUUUGUUUCGCCAGACAGGUUUCGCCCUAGUUUGUAAAUACAUUUUAUACAAAACAAGCCGCUGAAAUAAACGAUUCUGUAAGUGACAAAGUGGAAAGCGAAAUGCCAUUGCGAUUUCCAUUGUCGAUGCUGUAAAUUA
Messenger RNA from Drosophila bipectinata, 815 nucleotides. It is a transcript of the gene l(1)10Bb, whose product is annotated as BUD31-like protein. NCBI's taxonomy places the organism in Eukaryota, Metazoa, Arthropoda, Insecta, Diptera, Drosophilidae. Gene Ontology annotation, cellular component: nucleus; spliceosomal complex. Gene Ontology annotation, biological process: mRNA splicing, via spliceosome. The record is from RefSeq and is a predicted model, not a curated record.